AUUGUUGUUGAUAGAUCUUUCAUACAUUAUAAGUACACACAGUUCAUGUAUAAGACCUCUGCCGUGACUAGUUUCACUGUUUUCCAUUUAUAACUAGUUUAAAUUACGAAUGCACUUGACUUUAAGUAAAGACAUUUGUCUGCUUUUCUUUUUGUUUUUCUGUGUUUCCAGUUGGACAACCAAAUAAGGAAUACUUUUGGCAUAAGUUCUCAGGAAAGUCUUUUUCCUGGAAUGCUCCCUUACACGCUACCCUGGACAAUCCCCCAAUCCUUCGGAAUGCAUUCAUAAGGAGGAAAAAGUGUUUUUGAAAAUCACUUUAUUGUAUCCACCAAACUCAGUCAUUCUGAACCUGAUGGCUGCACUUAAAAUGGGAGGGAUUCUUCUGCCGUACAUUUUCCUCCUUUCUGUUUCUCAGCCAGGGAUGGCUUUCAACAUCGAUCCAAAUCCAUGGAAAAAUUUCAGCCCGACCCAAAACGUAGCCUUUGGCUACAAAGUAAUACAGAAAGCCACUAACAGUUUGAUUGUGAGUGAUCCUCUUAUUCAAAGUCAGAAUGAAAGAGGACAAGUGUACAAUUGUGAUGUUAAUCUAGGAACCUGUUUACCGAUAACAAUAAAUGUGCCCCCUGAGGCUGUCAACAUGUCUCUUGGACUUUCAAUGACUAAAGAUCCACAGACUUCAAAUACAGUGGUCUGUGGCCCAACCAUUCCUAUUCAUUGUAAGCAAUUUACUGCAUACAAUGGCAUGUGUUUUACACUGAAUUCUCGCAAUUUUCCAUCAGAACCUAUGCCAAGACAAUUAAGAGAUUGCCCAUUACCAACAGACAUUGCGUUCUUGAUGGAUGGCUCUGGUAGUGUAAAUAAUGUGGAUUUUAAAAUGAAGACAUUUAUUAUAAGCAUGGUUAAUGCAUUUCAAGGAAGAGAUUAUCAGUUUGCAGUUGCACAAUAUUCAAGUGGGUGUGAAAUACACAUACAUUUCAACAGCUUUUCAAGCACUAAUCAAAUACAAAGUAUCACUCAAUUUAGGGGUGGUACCUACACUGCCACUGCUAUCAAAAAAGUUGUGAAUGAAGUAUUUAGCAUUCAGGCAGGAGCCAGAGAAAAAGCUAACAGAGUGUUGGUGGUCAUUACUGAUGGUCAAUCACAUGAUCGGAAUGAUCUACCAUCUGCUGCUAACAGUGCAGAGAAAAAGAAAAUUAUUCGCUAUGCUAUAGGGGUUGGCGGUGCCUUUGACAGCAGAGAUGCAGAAAAUGAGUUGAAAACUAUUGCAUCGGAUCCAGAUGCUAAACAUGUAUUUAAAGUGAAUGACUUUUCUGUACUGGAGGAAAUUCGGAACGCACUAGAAGAGACUAUCAUUGCAAUUGAAGGAACCAAGACUACAGGGGAAUCUGCUAAGAUGGAAUUUGCACAGGAUGGAUUCAGUGCCGAUUUUUUUCAAAAUGGACAAAUAAUAAUGGGUGCAGUUGGAGCCUUUCAGUGGAAAGGUGGUUAUCAGAUGUACAACAGUGGAGAACCUUCAGGAACCUUUCAGAAGGGUGACAAUGAGGACAGUUAUUUAGGUUAUUCCAUGACAGUAGCAAAUGUAUGGCCAAAUAAAUACAUUAUUCAGGGAGCUCCAAGAAAUAAUCACACAGGCAAAGUGAUCAUAUCAGACACUACAGGCACCGUUCAUUCACUGGAUUCUCCUGAGCCUCAAAUUGGUGCCUAUUAUGGUGCUGAGUUAUGUGUGGUGGACUUGGACUCAAAUACAUUUUCAGAUCUUCUACUUGUUUCUGCUCCACUGCAUAAUGAGGGGGAUCAGGAAGGAAAGGUUUUUGUCUACACAUUUAUGCAAUCCCAGAGUACUGAAAGGAACUCCAGGAAAAGAGGAAGGUUUGGAAUGACAUUGGCCAGCCCUGCAGAUUUAAACAGGGAUGGUAAGAUGGAUGUAGUGGUAGGAGCACCUCUAGAGGACAAUGGCCAGGGCAGCAUCUACAUCUUUAAUGGAAGAAAUGCAGAUAUUGCCCCUACCUAUUCACAGAGAAUCAGUGGCUCGUCUGUACGCUCUGGGCUGCAAUUUUUUGGUAUUUCUCUGAGUCAGUCCUCUCUGGACCACAGUCAAGACCAGCUGCCAGAUCUCGCUGUUGGUUCCAAAGGAGCAGUCACACUUUUAAGAUCGAGACCCAUCGUGGAUUUGCGGAACACCCUAACCUACAGCCCGUCCAAAAUCCCCACCCGAGACACUGACUGCACCAGUCCUUUGAGAAACACCCUAAAAUUGUGUUUCACCAUGGAUAGAUUAAAAAAUGAUCCCCAAUCAGACUUGAAUGCAAAUAUAAACUAUACCAUAAAACUUGAUGCCAAACGACAAAGCUACCGGGCCUACUUUUCAGAGAAAAUCCGUGAUCUCUCUCGCAUGAUAUCUGUGUCGCUGCAGGAAAAGUGUGAUGAACAUAAUUUCUUUAUAGAGGCCUGCCCUAAUGAUGCACUAAACCCAAUAAUAAAUGAGUUAGUGUAUACAUUUGAGGGUCUCCCUAGUCAAAAAUUAGGCAAUUUACGUCCGAUGCUCAUUCCUACUGUAAAGUACACCUCGGAUUAUAACCUGGAUUUUGAAAUAAACUGUGGAACCGAUAAUGUCUGCAUCGAUAAUCUCAAAGUGGAUUUUAACUUUUCUGGACACUCAGUUAUACAGGUUGGAAUAAUGCAGGAGAUGAAUGUGACAGUUUUCAUACAGAACAGAGGGGAAAACUCCUAUAACAGUCGAGUCGUUCUCAAAUACCCAUUCGGACUUUCCUUCAGACGAUUCACCACUAAACAGGGCAGAUUGGAGUGUGUAUCUGUGGACAGUGAAGAAAAAGCUGUCUUGGGGGAGACUACUUGUUACAUCAGUAAACCCAUCUUCAAAAAAAUGAUUUGUGUAAGUUUGGGAUUAUUGGAUGGAUACUGUUUUACCAACCCCAAUUACAAAAAGUUGGGAUGCUGUGCUGUAUUUGAUGUUACAUAUAACAUAAACAAAGACAGUAACUUUGAAGGAAAAAUCACGAUCAAAGCAACUGCUUCCAGUGACAAUGACAAGCAUGAACGGGACAAUGAAUUGUCCAAAGACAAGUCCAUUGAUGUUAAAUAUGCCAUCUAUGUUGCACUGAUCAGGCACCAGAAUUCCACAAUCCACAUUAACUUUACCGCAGGGAAAAAUGACCUACAGAAACCAAUCCAACAAAUAUUAAAGGUGGAAAAUUACCUCAGGGAUUUGAACGUGGACAUUUUCAUCCGAGUGCCUGUAAAAUUAGGAGAUAAGGACAUCUGGACUAAUACUGUGCAGAUUCCUGGCUGCAAUCUAGACAGACAUGAGAAGCCAAAUGUCGCGGAUUUUGUGGUAGCACUGCAAAAAAACCCUGAGUUGAAUUGCUCUAUAGCCGUAUGUGCAGUCUAUAAAUGUGCUGCAAGUCUCACUAGCAGGCAGCUGAAAUUCUACAACAUCUCUGGUAAUGUCAGCUCUGGGUGGAUCGAACAGACCGGAUUCCAAUCGGCAAUUUUCAUGCUCACCUCUACAGCAACAAUGGCCUACAACAGAACAGCAUACAUUUACUUUGCCUCUGAUUCUGUAAACACUGAACCUGCUGGCAAGAUUGAUACCCAGGUGGAGGUGUAUGAAGAGAAAUUCCCUCUUAAGGAGACAAUUGGAGGUGUCAUAGGAGGGCUUGUGCUUUUGGCUCUUAUUGCUGCUGGUCUCUAUAAGGCCGGGUUCUUCAAAAGCAACUAUAAGAAGAUGUUGGAGGAAGCCGGAGCAGGGGCUGAAGGAACUGAAAAUGGCGCAGAAGCAUUAAAUGAAGAUUGAUGGCUUUGCUCUACAUUUCAGAAACAUAUUUAUUCUAAUGUGUAGUUUAGCUUGUUAGAGUCAGGUCUCUCUGUAAUUUUAAGAGGACACGGUGAUAGUUAUUUGAUUUUGAAUAAUAGCAUUAGCAUUCUUUUUUAGCUCCUGCAGAUUCAGGCAAUGCUUGGACAGGCUUACAAUACAGUGUUAAGGUUGUGGUCACCAGCAUUUUUGAUUAAUAUUUGCUGUAAAUAAGGGGUUUCUGCUUGCAGGAUCUAAUAUGACAAAGGUGGUGUGUUUUUCAUACUUGAUUUUAUGCUUCAUACAAUCAUACUACGCAAGUCCUAAAAGGCCAUGCAAUAUAUUAUUAUCAUGAUCUGUACAUAAUUUUAUUGACAUAAUAAAAGUUGUUUCCUCAUGAUCUAGAUAUAACCAUAAAACUUUAAGGUUACCUUAUAUACCUUUUCUUGUCAGGUUAAUGUGUCAUGAUGGUAAAAUACUGUAUAUACUUUUUUAUUUCAAAUGAUUUAUAUAUAUAUAAUGAGUCUAUCUUUGAAAAGCUCUGAAAUUAAAGUAACGGUCACUGCAUGCAGUCAAAUUUAUUGCAUUUAAUUAGCAUCUGUAAUAAUAAAUGCAAUAGGAAGUAAACUCUACAGAAAAAAGGAAAAGAAAAACACCACACCAGCUUGUGAUGUAUAAAAACCAUGAACCAUAACACAUAAGAAGUAGAACUAUAUUUAGAUUAAAGAGUUGUGCAGAGUGUGGUGAUAUGAAAGAGGAAGCAUGACUGAAAGGCUUUCAUAUACACUGCUGCUUGUUAAAAAGAUGUACUGUCAAAUUUAUUUGAAGAAGCGAUAGUUUUCAGGAUCAUUGUGUAUAAAAAUGUCUGUAUGUGACUGAAUGUUGGGCCAAAGAUUAUAUUUUAUACAACAUUGCCGUUUUUGUCAUGUCGCACCACCUGAAAGCUAAAUUAAAAUAAAAUAAAAUUCCUGGAAUCAUCACUA
Messenger RNA from Silurus meridionalis, 4794 nucleotides. Its product is annotated as integrin alpha-X-like. The record is from RefSeq and is a predicted model, not a curated record. Lineage: Eukaryota; Metazoa; Chordata; Actinopteri; Siluriformes; Siluridae. Gene Ontology annotation, cellular component: integrin complex; external side of plasma membrane. Gene Ontology annotation, molecular function: integrin binding. Gene Ontology annotation, biological process: cell adhesion mediated by integrin; cell-matrix adhesion; integrin-mediated signaling pathway.